AAAUAUUGCAUUGUCACGUUGGAGACCUUGGAAAGAUAUUUUUCCGCCAGACGUUAAUUCCACUCAAGUCCGGCAAUAACUGUGUAUUAUGAGUGAUUACCCAAACUUAAAAUAUAUGUCUAUGAAAGGUGGUUAGUGAUAUUCGUUGAUAUAUAAUGGCGGCUGCAGUAUUAACACCACGUCAACAUAACAUUGCAGAAUUGAAUAGGAAAGCUGUGUACAAAUUAAAAAAUGGGUCACCGAAGUUCAGGGACGUUUUGCGAGAGCGAUGCAGAGCCAGGAUGAAGAGAAAUCGUGACAAAAUUGUAAAUAACAUGAGGAACCUUCAUCCACAUGGUCAUGUGGAUGACCUGUUUUCAACAAUUGGAAAGGUUGAAUCUGAUGUAACAUGUCCUUUGUGGAGUGCAGGAUAUGAAACUGAAGGAAGUACUCUUACAGCAGAAGAGGAAGAGAUAAUUGCUGAAUAUGAAAUGCUGCUAGCAAGCGAAGAGGAAAUGUUCUCCGAAAUGUUACAGAAGAGUUUAGAGGAAGAAGUUGUGUGCCCUGUUUGUCAAAAGACAGCAAUGGAAAUUGAGAAUGUCUUUCCUUAUGGAUCGUGUAUUGUAUGCCACAAAUGCUGUAUUAGAAUUCCUGCCCACACAACCCUUCAGAAGCUUGGACUUCAUAUUCGGUCCUGUAUUAGUGAUCACAGGAGUGUGUGCUCAAGCGAGCCGCAGUUCCAGCUUACAUCUGAAGACGACGGUAUGCACAUAUACAUGCUGUGUGCUAAGUGUUCAUAUCUAAGUGUUAUUUCAUGAUAAUAAGACUGAUACUGUGUUACUAAUAGUGAAGUGUUUAUACUUAAACUCUCACUGCUCUGUUGUAAAACUGAAAGGGGAUUUUGCACAUUGACAUGUAAUGUACUUUGUUCUCUUUUUCCUGUUCCACACCCCCCACCCCUCUUUUUUUCUCACAUAUAGAAAAUUACUUUCAGAUAAAAUUUACAAACCUUUUGCUGAAGUUGUUUGCUACCCUAAGGCCAUGGAGAGGGUCCCCUUUCAGGUACUUUCAUACAUUCGUCUUUAAAAAAUAGUCUUCUAAGGACCCUAGCAACUUUGAUUUGGGCCAUGUAUGAAUUGGGAACCACUGAAUUCAGUGUUCCAAACACACAAAAUUUUAUCCCUACAAAAUACAUAAUGCUUACAAAUUUGUAUGAAACAAAAGAAUUGUAGAUUACCAAUGCUAUUUAUUCUGCUGUCUGCUUGUUGCAUUGCCUCUUCCACUGCCAAAGGGAUUUAAAUGGGCCUGUCCAUCUGCACUGAUCAACUUCAGUACCCAUGAUUCCUUCAUACCUAGAAAUUAAAAUUGUUUUUCUUUAGAUUAAAUGAAGGCAGACACUAGGAUGCAUAAUUUGUCCACUGCUACACAUCUACAUAUAUUCUAUUAUGUACUGCAGGAUAUAAUUUCUGUCAGUACACUGUCAUACUGUUCACUGACCUAUAUUGUGUUACUAUAUAAAUCAGUCUGCAUAUUGAUAGCAGAUUUAUGAACUAACAAAUAUUGGUACUUGUUCAUGGUGUGCUGCAACGUAAAGUCACUUGACUUACCUUUUAAUAAUCAUUUCCUUGUAGCAAAAUGGGAAAAAUGCACGACUAUAUAGUGGCAAAACUGGAUCAUGUGUUUCUGUUUUGCAUAAGAAAUGAAGUUCUGCUUGCUUUCUGAUAAUGGCUGAUAGUAACGUGAUUAGCUUCAUUUCCACUGACUUAGGAUCUUUAUGGCAUUAUACAGUCAUCCAACAGACACUGACGAGUUAGUUGGUGAAUAUAUAUAAAUCUUAGAUAGUGUGGCUGGUAAUGGCAAGGUGUAUGACCAUGCACAAAUCCUGAAACAAGACUGACUGUGAAUGUAUUGAUUGUAUACAAUAAAUUUUAAAAUAAUGGUAAGGACUCCAAAUAUAUUAAUCCCUUCAUACUAUGCAUAAAAUAUCUCACGUAAAAGCAUGUCCUUUCUGGUCUGAAUUCAUUUGGCAUUUUGAGUUGGUGAAACAAAUGUACCCUGACAUCUCUGUGUAACUUAAGAAAACUAUGUUUGAUUUCCUGUAAAAUGUCCCAGAAUUAUCAGUGUAGAAUUUGUUUUUGUAAGCUUUGGACUGAGAAAACACAUGAGCAAUCAUGGAAUUACCACUGCAUAAAGAGACUCCAGAAAAAAACUGUUACCUUUUCUGAUUUCAGCUAGGCACAUGUGAUCUGUACUUUUGGUUAAAUUAGUGACAUCUGCAAGCCUACAAAUACUUAAUGCCACGUACAAUGUAGAACUGUUGUGUGACAACUUGUAAAGUGGUUGCUAAUAAAAAUGUUUUACAUUAUUUUUAUUGAUCUUUUGCCUGGCCUAAUACUGCUGUUUCAACUGCAGAAAUCUACUGCCAUAUACUGAUGAAAUCUUGUAGUGCAGACCAUGGUGAAACUUAAGCCAUUUGACUGUCACGCUCCCCAUAGAACUACAUGCUAGAAAUCUCAAGGCCACUUGUGUGUAGUUGUAUAGAAAACCAUGAGACCUUCCUCUGAUCUUUUGCAUG
This is a messenger RNA of Cryptotermes secundus, 2554 nucleotides long. RefSeq names its product RPA-interacting protein. NCBI's taxonomy places the organism in Eukaryota, Metazoa, Arthropoda, Insecta, Blattodea, Kalotermitidae. Gene Ontology annotation, biological process: protein import into nucleus. The transcript is spliced from 3 exons. Gene Ontology annotation, cellular component: nucleus. Bases 156 to 797 code for a protein of 213 amino acids. The record is from RefSeq and is a predicted model, not a curated record.